CGAUUGGCCGGGAGCAUGUGGCGCGGACGGGCGCUGGCGCAGGCCGUUGGACGCGCCGCCGGGGGGCGGGCCCAGGGGGCGGCACGCGCGGCGGGCGCCGCUCAAAUGGGGCGCGCGCCCGGGCUGGGCAGCACCUUAGGCUUGAGCAUUCUAGGACGCGGCAAACAUUUUGCAAUAAUGCCUGAAAUAAAUACCAACCACCUUGAUGAGCAACAGGUUCAGCUCCUGGCAGAAAUGUGUAUUCUUAUUGAUGAAAAUGACAAGAAAAUUGGGGCUGACACUAAGAAGAAUUGUCACCUGAAUGAAAAUAUUGAGAAAGGAUUUUUGCAUCGAGCUUUCAGUGUCUUCUUAUUUAACACUGAAAAUAAGCUACUGCUACAGCAAAGAUCAGAUGCUAAAAUUACCUUUCCAGGUUGUUUUACCAACAGUUGUUGUAGUCAUCCAUUAAGUAACCCAGGCGAACUUGAAGAAAACAAUGCCAUUGGUGUGAGACGAGCAGCCCAGAGGCGUCUAAAAGCUGAAUUAGGAAUUCCCUUAGAAGAGGUUCGUCCAGAAGAAAUUAAUUAUCUAACACGAAUUCACUACAAGGCACAAUCGGAUGGUAUCUGGGGUGAACAUGAAAUCGAUUACAUUCUGUUUUUGAGGAAGAAUGUAACUUUGAAUCCAGAUCCCAAUGAGAUUAAAAGCUACUGUUAUGUAUCAAAGGAAGAACUAGAGGAACUUAUGAAGAAAGCAGCCAGUGGUGAAAUUAAGAUAACACCAUGGUUUAAAAUUAUUGUAGAGACUUUUCUCUUUAAAUGGUGGGAUAACUUAAAUCACUUGAACCAGUUUGUUGACCAUGAGAAAAUAUAUAGAAUGUGAAUAUGUAGAUAAAUGAUGAUGGAAAAUUUUCCUUACCUAGUAAA
Messenger RNA from Perognathus longimembris pacificus (Pacific pocket mouse), 905 nucleotides. RefSeq names its product isopentenyl-diphosphate Delta-isomerase 1. The record is from RefSeq and is a predicted model, not a curated record. Gene Ontology annotation, biological process: isopentenyl diphosphate biosynthetic process; isoprenoid biosynthetic process. The transcript has 5 exons. Gene Ontology annotation, cellular component: cytoplasm. Lineage: Eukaryota; Metazoa; Chordata; Mammalia; Rodentia; Heteromyidae. The coding region runs from base 16 to 861 and encodes 281 amino acids. Gene Ontology annotation, molecular function: isopentenyl-diphosphate delta-isomerase activity.